GAGUGCGAGAGAAUAACCCCUGGGUCCCGGGAGGUGAGUUGGCUUACUGAACUGCGCGGAAACGCCAACAAGAGGAAAUAGGGAAAUAGGUAACUGUGUCUCAUUUGUCCAAAACCGUGCUCAGGUUCUCUCCAUUUCGUCACCCAUGAUGGAAUUGAUUCAACUCCCGCGGGAACUGCUCCUGUUGAUUGCAGACAGUCUGGAGUUCCUGCGAGAUGUUAACUCGCUUUGCCAGGCCAAUCACUCUUUGUAUUACACACUCAACGGUCAUCUAUAUGAGUGCAGCGCGCGGCACCAUGAGAGCGAUGUGCUGCAGUGGGCAGCCAUUCACGGUCUUGUGGAGGUUGUGAAAACCGCCCUUCAACAUGGAGCGGAUGUCCAUACCACAGCACCUAUUCGUGGACUGAAGCUUCCAAACCGGUUUGCAUCUCAUUUCUCCCAAGAUCUUCAGUUCGAGCUUCAGAGAAACAAUGAAGCGGAGGGCCUUGCCCAAUUCUACCUCUGUCGCGGGGCGGUCACGCCUUUGGUCCUGGCCGCCGGCGCGGGAUACCAAGAUAUAGUCCUGUCUCUUCUUCAGUACGGCGUGACCAUCGAUCGGACCGGGACCACCGGUCUGACGCCGCUGAUGGUCGCUGCCCAGGGAGGCCACACCGGUGUGGUUGAGCUUUUACUGCAGAACGGCGCGGAUCUCAGUCAAACGUCAUGGCCAGUACACGACCGCACUGGAACUGGCAGCGGGAGAAGGGUACGCUGGUGUGGCAGAUGUGUUACUCCGGCAUGGGCAAGAUCCUAAUCACCCAUCCUCGUAUCCCGCACUCACCACAGCGGCAGAGAAGGGUCACAUCCAUGUAGUCCGGAUGCUGCUGG
Messenger RNA from Aspergillus glaucus CBS 516.65, 867 nucleotides. RefSeq names its product ankyrin repeat domain-containing protein. Gene Ontology annotation, molecular function: protein binding. The record is from RefSeq and is a predicted model, not a curated record. The coding region runs from base 146 to 793 and encodes 215 amino acids. NCBI's taxonomy places the organism in Eukaryota, Fungi, Ascomycota, Eurotiomycetes, Eurotiales, Aspergillaceae. The transcript has a single exon.